GGGAAGCCCAGAGCGCGGGCGGCUGGCGAACCCAGGCGGCGGGUGGAGCCAGAGCCGCCCGCAGCGGCCAAUCGUGCCGCGGCGAGGGAGGAGCCCCAAAGGGGGAAAAAAGAAAGUGCGGCGGAAAGUAAGAGGCUCAUUGGGGGACGGCUGUCCGGGUCCGGGUCCCUGGGGCUUUGGCCGGAGGACGCACGGAAAGCAGCGGCGCUGGGCGACUCUGCAUCCCUCCCUGGUGCUCGCGCUGCGCCCGCUGUUUCUGCCAAGGGAGAUGGACAAGAUGGGACUUCUGUGGUAUGUAACGAGCCUCUACUUCUAUGGGAUCUUGCAAAGUGAUGCCUCGGAACGCUGCGAUGACUGGGGACUAGACACCAUGAGGCAGAUCCAAGUGUUUGAAGAUGAGCCAGCUCGCAUCAAGUGCCCACUCUUUGAACACUUCUUGAAAUAUAACUACAGCACAGCCCAUUCAGCUGGCCUUACUCUGAUCUGGUAUUGGACUAGGCAGGACCGGGACCUGGAGGAACCAAUUAACUUCCGCCUCCCGGAGAACCGCAUUAGUAAGGAGAAAGAUGUGCUCUGGUUCCGGCCCACCCUUCUCAAUGACACGGGCAACUACACCUGCAUGUUAAGGAAUACCACAUAUUGCAGCAAAGUUGCAUUUCCUCUGGAAGUUGUUCAAAAAGAUAGCUGCUUCAAAUCUCCAAUGAAAGUCCCAGUGCAUAAACUAUAUAUAGAAUAUAGUAUUCAGAAGAUCACUUGUCCAAAUAUAGAUGGAUAUUUUCCUUCCAGUGUCAAACCAGACAUCACUUGGUAUAUGGGCUGUAGAAAAGUACAGGACUUUCAUAAUGUAAUACCUGAAGGCAUGAACUUGAGUUUCCUCUUAGCCUUGUAUUCAAAUAAUGGAAAUUACACAUGCGUUGUUACAUAUCCAGAAAAUGGGCGUGCAUUCAAUCUAACCAGGACUCUGGCUGUAAAGGUUGUAGGCUCUCCAAACUCUGUAUUGCCCCCGCAAAUCCAAUUACCCAAUAAUCUUGUGGUCUACAAGAAAGAACCAGGAGAGGAGCUGCUCAUUCCCUGUAAAGUCUUUUUUACUUACCUGAAGGACUCUCGCAACGAAGUUUGGUGGACCAUCGAUGGGAAGAAGACAGAUGACACCACUAUUGAUGUAACCAUUGAUGAAAGUGUGAGUCUGGAUGCACUGGAACAUGAAACAAGAACUGUGACUCUGAGCAUCAAGAAAGUUAGGGCUGAAGAUCUCAAACGCAACUAUGUCUGUCAUGCUAGAAAUGGCAAAGGGGAGGUUGAGCAGCCAGCCACGGUUAAACAGAAAGUGAUCGCUCCAAGAUACACAGUGGAACUGGCCUGUGGGUUUGGAGUCACAGUCCUGCUCAUGGUGAUUCUCAUUGUUGUUUACCAUGUUUACUGGCUGGAGAUGGUGCUGUUUUACCGAGCUCAUUUUGGAACAGAUGAAACCAUUUUAGAUGGGAAGGAAUAUGAUAUUUAUGUAUCAUAUGCAAGGAAUGCUGAAGAAGAAGAAUUUGUAUUGCUGACCCUACGGGGAGUUUUGGAGAACGAAUUUGGAUAUAAGCUGUGCAUCUUUGACAGAGACAGUCUUCCUGGGGGAACAAAUCAUCACCACUCAAAUUCUCCUUUCCCUUGGGUCAGUUUCUUCCUUCCCAUCAGCUUACAUGUUUCAGAUAGUUUAAAAUUUUACAAAAGUCUGAUGUAUUCUAGUAGGUUAAAAAAAAAAAGAAACUUCAAUUGCUGAAUGUUUUAACAUAAAAGUACAUCUCUAAUUUUCAGGUCCACCCAGUAGCAUACAAGGUGAUGGUUCAUUUGAGUCUGUUUUAUAAAUACAUAAUGGCAUCCAUAAACCCACUAUUAAUAUUUGUACUGUUAGAAUGUAUGCCAUGUCUCUAACAUUCAGUACAACAAACUAAUUUUCUCCUCCUAAAAAAUACUGUUUACAUUAACCACUUCACAUGUUUGUUUUUGUUUAAUGUCAUAUGGAUAAUUGUGAAUAGCCUCAAUUUAAGUCUCAUACAGAACAGACUUGUUUAUUCUCAUGUUGAAAUAGCUGGAUCACUUAUCUCCUAAAUCAUCCCAAAAGUCCAUCUUGCUUGUGUUCUGCAGUAGACAUCUCUCUUAGUAUAAUUUUGCCAGAAAAUGAGGGCUUGAUUAUAUGGUUACAGGAUAAAUUCCACUCAUUUUAAGACUUAAAAUUCUAAAUCAUUUACUCUCCCAUUUGCUCAUUUAUGCAGUGCAGCUGUUCAACAAAUAUUUAUCUAUUGUGUAAAAAAUUAUACAAAGAUUCACAGUAAAACAACAACGUAAGACCCUCCAAUAGGGGUUGAUAGUUCUUUGAAGAAUUCAAGUUCUACAUAAUUACUCUUGCAUCCUGCUUUGAUGGUUGAUCCUGGUGACCAUUCAUGUUUUCCCUGCUCUUCUUUUUGAGACAUCUUUGCCUGUGGGCCUCUUACCAUGCCUACGCAUGGUCUGCCUCCAGCAACACUACUUGGAAAAGACAGUUGCUUAUUCCUGGAUUCUCCUCCAGGUUGCUCAUGCUAUUUUAAUAGAAAGUCUCCCCUCACUGCCUCUUUUUCUAUGAAGAUUAAGGAAUAAAAUGAUGGCUUAGGAAAAUAUGGUAAGUCACGAAAUAGUUUUCCACAACACUAGUGCCUUCCCUGGAGUUGACUCCUAUCUAAACCCCAGGUAAAGAGUUACAAUGUCUUUGGUAAGCAAGCUCAAGUUGGAUUAUUCUCAAGAAUUUAGUGACAAGAACUUCUCAAAGCCCCUGACAACAAAAUAAAAUUAAAGGUGCAUUUCCAUUUUCUUGCUCUCCCUUCUUCUCUGACCCAAAGAAAGCAUUUGCCUGGUGUGAAGGCAGACAGAUCAGCCAGCAGCUGCUGAAACACAUGGCUUCCUCAUAAUGAUAGAAAUUGAUGCAGAAAGAUCCAGGGAUUAAUUUAGCUCCUGAGGAGAAAGUAGAAUAGAAAGCUGAGCUGGGGCUGGGGCGGGGGGGUGGGGUGGGGUGAUGCCAGCCAAAAUGCCAUUACAUUGGCUAGAUGUUUUUUAAAGUUCUUAUUGGAAUGACAUUCUAGUUGGGGUGUGUUUGAUAAUAGAGAGGGACCUUUAAAAAAAAAAGAAAAUUCUUGCUCUUGCUGUUCUAUAUCUGUGAAAAUGAAUUUCAAUGAUUUUUUACUCUCUAGUGUAUAUAUUACUGAAUGCUCAUGGGCUCUGGAGAGUUGAUGCAUGGAUAUCUGUGGGGAGAAGGCUCAGUAGCUGCUUUGGAUAGGACACAACAUGCCACAUGGUUUGAAAAAAAUUUUUCAAUAUCACCAUUAUAUUCCUUGAUGUCCCAACUAAUACUUUUAAAAACCAACGUCAUGGAAGCACAUUGUCUUCAGUUCUGUGUGGAAUUCUUUUGGGGUUGGAAUGUGUGCGUAUAGUUUUUAUUCUUCCUGAGGAGAGUGGCAUUUAGUGAGCAGUGUGAAAGCAUCUAAGUAUGAGGUUGUUCAAAGUGUUCUUGGUCAGCAGUUUCACCUCCAUUCUCAGGCUGAUGCCCUAAGCUUCCAACCUUUGUUCCUCCAUCCCCAUGCUUUUUGGGGAGUUCUUGGCCAACACUAAUCCCCAUGGUGUUUUCUU
Pipistrellus kuhlii (Kuhl's pipistrelle) is the source of this 3642-nucleotide messenger RNA. It is a transcript of the gene IL1RAP, whose product is annotated as interleukin 1 receptor accessory protein. The transcript has 11 exons. The record is from RefSeq and is a predicted model, not a curated record. Lineage: Eukaryota; Metazoa; Chordata; Mammalia; Chiroptera; Vespertilionidae. Gene Ontology annotation, biological process: signal transduction. Gene Ontology annotation, molecular function: interleukin-1 receptor binding; interleukin-1 receptor activity. Bases 269 to 1765 code for a protein of 498 amino acids.